AGCUCCGGAGCCUAUUUCAGCAUCUUUUGGGGGUGGUGACAGAGCCGGGAGAGGAGCGAGCAGAGCCCCGGGGCCUGGUGUCACAGCCACCUGGGAGGGCGCCCCUACAGAGCCCGCUGGCCUGGCCUCGUGAAUGGGGAUUUAGCAGCUGGAAAGAUGGCUUCCUCCGCUGGUCCCCUGGACCCCAUUGGCAGCCUGGAGCUCCUAGAUCUCCUGUUUGAUCAGCAGGACGGCAUCCUGAGGCAUGUGGAGCUGGGUGAGGACUGGGACCACGUCGGGGACCAGGUCCUACCAGGCCCGGACUCUGACGAUUUCCUAAACUCCAUCCUGGCUCCUGGAGACUCGGUCCCCAGCUCUCCGAUCUGGUCCCCUGCAGCCAGUGACAGCGGCAUCUCCGAAGACCUGCCCUCCGACCCCCAGGACACCCCUCCCCGCAGUGCAGCCGCCGCCACCCCCGCCGGCUGCCACGCCCUGGAGUCUGGCAAGGGCCUCUGUGCCUCCUACCACCCCGGACCCCCUUGCCUUGCCGGCGGCCCCGGACCAGCGACCCAAGCCCUGGAGGCCUCUGUGGCCAUAGACUUGGAAAUGUGGAGCUCAGGCCUCGGUUCUGAGGAGCUGGGGGAGCUUGCAGGCCCGCCUCCGUGCUGCAGCCUCACGGUGAAAGACCUCCUCCUCUCCGGCAGCGGCGCGGACCUGCAACAGCAUCACCUGGCAGCCCCCCACCUGUUGCGACCUGGGCCCGAGCAGUGCCAGGAGCUGGUGCUGACAGAGGACGAGAAGAAGCUUCUGGCCAAAGAAGGCAUCACCCUGCCCACCCAGCUGCCCCUCACCAAGUACGAGGAGCGAGUGCUGAAAAAAAUCCGCCGGAAAAUCAGAAACAAGCAGUCGGCCCAAGAAAGCCGGAAAAAGAAGAAGGAAUAUAUUGAUGGCCUGGAAACUCGGAUGUCAGCCUGCACUGCCCAGAACCAGGAGCUUCAGAGGAAAGUCUUGCAUCUCGAGAAGCAGAACCUGUCUCUCCUGGAGCAGCUGAAGAAACUCCAGGCCAUUGUGGUCCAGUCCACCAGCAAGUCAGCCCAGACAGGCACCUGCCUAGCGGUCCUGCUGUUCUCCUUUGCCCUCAUCGUCCUGCCCUCCAUUAGCCCUUUCGUCGCCAACAAAGCCAAGCACGCCGGAGACUACGCACCUGUUCGAGUUUUCUCCAGAACUUUGCACAACGACGCUGCAUCUCGUGUGGCCCCCGACGCCAUACCCGGCUCCGAGGCCCCAGGACCACGGCCCAAGGGUGGCACACCCCAGGAAGGGUCUCCCGGCAGCCCCGUGGCGGACUGGGAAUCUCGCACAUCGGCUCUGGACAACUGGACAAAGGGGCUGGACAACUCGACCCCGAUCUCGGACAACUCAACGCUCACCCUGCGCAACUCGACACUCAUCCCGGACAACACAACUCUUGUCCCAGACAAUGCGACACUCAUCCUGGGCAACGACUCGGAGAAACUGAACCCGCCAGCCACCUUGCUGGGCUGGACUGCGCCUGAGCCAACGCUCAGCUCUGGGCGGGUGGGAUUGGAGGCAGCGGGGGAGGAGCUGUGAGCAGCAUCGGGACGUGCCCCCCGCCCCCCAGCCCCUGGGCUGAGGGGCCCUUGUGUGGACAGCGACGGGCAAGGGGGUGAGAGGCGAGACCUGGCGGAGGAGCCGGGAUGCAGACGCACAAACUGUACACUCACGGACCCAGAGACGCACAGAGCACGCUCAGACACGGGGCGGCCACAGGGCCACAAAGCCUGAGAAAUACACAGACCCAGGCGGAGGCCAGGCGGACACACGCACACACCCCGCGCCCCCGCAGCUCGCCUGCCCGGGACUCCUCCCUGCGCCUGCACACAGGGAAGAGAAACCCGCGGACUCUGCAGGGACCCUGACCCCGGAACCACGGCCCACGGCCACCCCUCUUUUCUAAGAUUGUAGAGAUCCUUAGUAAAGUAUUUUGGCAGAACA
This is a messenger RNA of Canis lupus familiaris (dog), 1995 nucleotides long. It is a transcript of the gene CREB3L3, whose product is annotated as cAMP responsive element binding protein 3 like 3. Gene Ontology annotation, biological process: regulation of transcription by RNA polymerase II. Gene Ontology annotation, molecular function: RNA polymerase II cis-regulatory region sequence-specific DNA binding; DNA-binding transcription factor activity, RNA polymerase II-specific. The coding region runs from base 157 to 1590 and encodes 477 amino acids. Lineage: Eukaryota; Metazoa; Chordata; Mammalia; Carnivora; Canidae. The transcript is spliced from 10 exons. Gene Ontology annotation, cellular component: nucleus. The record is from RefSeq and is a predicted model, not a curated record.